AUGGCCAUGGACCUCCCGACAUUCCCAUCGCCGACCCUUGUUGGCCUUGCCCUCCUGGUUGUCAUGAUCGGGGUGCUAUACAGUAAGCACGCCAAUAAUCUAAGGAAACGUCUGCCUUUGCCCCCCGGACCCCCGGGAAAUCCAAUCUGGGGUCAUUUACAAGUCAUUCCCAAAGAUCACCCAGAACAGCAGUUCGUCAAAUGGGGCAAACAGUACAGUUCCGAUCUCCUCUAUUUCAAUGUUCUCGGUCGCCCCAUGAUUGUCAUCAACAGCGUUGAAGCAGCCCGCGACCUGAUAGACAAGAAAGGCGCGAAUUAUGCCGAUCGCCCGCGCUUCGUUCUUUUCGAAGUGAUGGGAUGGGGCGUCACCCUUACUUUUCUUCGGUGGUCUCCUCGAUUCAAGCUCCAUCGGAAGCUCCUUCAGCAAUCAUUCACCCAAUCGGCCUGUAAGCCGUAUCGACCCAUCCAACAAGAGGAAGCCCGACGGGCUGUCAAAGCCAUUUUUUACAAGCCGCAAGAUUGGGAAGUGCUCUUACGACAAUUUUCCACUGCCGUUGUGUUGCGCAUUGGGUUCGGGAUCGAUAUUCAGCAAGAGAAUGAUCCCUAUGUCCAAAUGGCCAUUGACGUCGAAGAAGCCACUGGGAAAGGUGGUGUCCCGGGAGCGUCGAUCGUCGACUUUUUCCCUGUGUUGCGCCAUCUUCCAAGCAUCGUCGAGAAAAUAUCAACUGCGUUUCAGCCGCUUGCUCAUGCUCGCCGCACAAAACCCAGCAUUCAACAGCUGCACGAUGCACCUUGGGAUGCAACCGAGGCGUCUAUUCGGUCCGGCAAGGCUACUCAACCUUCUUUCAUGCUGAACCACUUCGGCCGAUUUCUUUCAAAUGAGAACCUUGGUAAGCCGAAUGAAGUGACCAUUGCCGACCUGAAAGGUGCCGCUGGGGCCAUUUCAAUCGCGGGUGGCAACACCACUUGGUCGACCGUGAUUGUGUGCGUUCUUAAUCUCAUGACACACCCGAAAAUUCAAGCCAAGGCGCAGAAGGAGAUAGACAGCGUGGUGGGAGUACACGAAAAUGGAGAUAUCACUCGAUUACCUGAUUUCGAGGAUCGUGCACAGCUAAAGUAUCUGGAAAAUAUCAUUCAGGAGACGACACGUUGGGCCCCGCUGUCUCCCCUUGGUGUGCCUCAUGCUUCCCUUGCCGACGAUACCUAUCGUGGCUACCAUAUCCCAGCCGGAUCAGUGGUAUUUGCUAAUGCCUGGGCCAUGUCGCGGGAUGAAGGCGUUUACUCAUCGCCGGAUGAUUUUGAUCCGGACCGAUACCUUUCCCGUACCGAAGGUGGAAAGGGUGAGCCUGUCCCUGAAGGGCCAUUUGGAUUUGGACGGAGGGUCUGUCCCGGGCAACAUCUAGCUCUCGCUGGAGUCUAUAUAGUUGUCGCGACUUUGCUGGCAACUAUGGAUCUACGAUGCCCUGUUGAUGAAAAUGGCAGAAGGAUCAAGCCGCGAGUAACUUUCUCAAAUGGACUUAGUGGUGUUCCUGAUAGCUUUCCCUGCGUUAUCACUCCGCGAUCAGAUAGAAUUAAGGAGCUGCUGUUUAUGAGCUAA
Penicillium atrosanguineum is the source of this 1596-nucleotide messenger RNA. Its product is annotated as cytochrome P450. The record is from RefSeq and is a predicted model, not a curated record. Gene Ontology annotation, molecular function: oxidoreductase activity, acting on paired donors, with incorporation or reduction of molecular oxygen; iron ion binding; monooxygenase activity. The coding region runs from base 1 to 1596 and encodes 531 amino acids. NCBI's taxonomy places the organism in Eukaryota, Fungi, Ascomycota, Eurotiomycetes, Eurotiales, Aspergillaceae. The transcript has a single exon.